AUCUAGCUAUAUCGCAUGUAUUUAUUUUAACAUCAAUAUAUAAACCUCCUGUCAAUAAAUAUAAACAUAUAAAUAUAUAUUUAUCUACACGUGAACUCGUUUUAAGUAACGUAAAGAGCAAUUAUUGACCGGAGAAAAGCCACAGACGGACGGAUAGAAGGAGUGUUGUUAGGCUAAGCUAAGCUAGGCUAAGCUAGCGGUCAUGGCUAGUGCUGCGAAUACAAACAUGAACGCUGUCCGGGAAACGAUGGACGUUCUCUUGGAGAUCUCGAGACUCCUCAACACUGGACUCGACAUGGAGUCGUUGUCCAUCUGCGUGCGGCUAUGUGAGCAGGGCAUCAACCCAGAAGCUCUUUCCUCUGUUAUAAAAGAGCUACGCAAAGCCACAGACACACUCAAGGCCUCUGACAACAGCACAAGCCAAGGAUGAGGAGAAAUGUCACUAAGCUCGAUGUCUUUUAAUACAAAAAUUAAGAAGAAAUUUCAACAAUUCACCAAGAGACUGUACUAUUUAAUACAGCAUAUUUUUCCCUGUUUUUUUUCCCCUUCAUUCAGCCUUGUUUUUCUUUCUCUUUGUAAAAUGACCCUUUUGUCUGUGCACAAUCAACUUUGUGUGCUUUCAUAAAGCCAGUAUUUUAAGUCAACAGUUUUUUUGAGAUGUCCUCAGAUUUCAGCAGUGUUUGUGUUUUGUCCACUAGAUGGCGACAUUAUGCAGCUCUGAGUCAUCCUAUAGCUUCUAAGUCAUCCUAUAUGAUUAUAUCCAGGUCUGUGGUUGGACCUUAUUGUUCCAAAAAACGGAGUUGAUGUACAUGUUUAGUUUGUGUUUCUGUUACACGUUCUAGAAUGAAAUGUUUGCAAUAAACAACUCGCAUACAUA
Molecule: messenger RNA, 877 nt
Organism: Tachysurus fulvidraco (yellow catfish)
Lineage: Eukaryota; Metazoa; Chordata; Actinopteri; Siluriformes; Bagridae
Gene: mzt1
Product: mitotic spindle organizing protein 1
Exons: 3
Coding region: 203-430 (75 amino acids)
Biological process (GO): microtubule nucleation by interphase microtubule organizing center; gamma-tubulin complex localization; mitotic spindle assembly
Cellular component (GO): gamma-tubulin ring complex; spindle; centrosome
Source: RefSeq, a predicted model, not a curated record